CUUGUGACAUCGCUUAGCGAGGGGGUCCCCAAAGAGGAAAUCGAGGGUUUAGAAUCGCGGCUUAUACAACGGAGCUUAUCAAUGAUUGAGCCCAUAGAAGACUAUGCUCGCGAAGUAUAAAGCUCCCCAUCUGCAUCGGAUGUUAAUAACCUUGGAAGGUAUCGGGCAAGCUCCAAAAUCCCACGGUUCACCUGACCAGAGCACCACGAGCCGACACGAGCCAUGCCCUUCACUGACACCAAAGUCCAACUGAGCGACGGCGCGAACCUGCGCGUGCGUGUCCUGGGGAUUGAUGACAAGGAAAAGCCCCUGCUCAUUGCCCUGCACGGCGCGCCUGGAUUGUCCAGCCACACGGAACCCGAGUCGGCCUACAGCUUCCUCGGCGACAGGUUCCGUGUCCUCGUUUACGAUGCCAGAGGCAGCGGGUUGAGUGACCUGAAGGGUCCCUUCACCGACGAGCAGUGGAUUUCUGAUGUGGACGAGCUGAGAGCCUGGGCUGGCGCUGAGACGUUUGUUCUGGCCGGCGGUUCGUACGGCGGCUUCCUUGCGCUCGGCUACGCUCUGACCCAUCCCACCCGUCUCUCGUCUCUGAUCCUCCGGGAUACCUGGUCCUCCGGUCCGAUAGGCGUUCUUCGAGCUCUCGGCGCAAUACUGACCUCUCACCGUAUCACGCCAGACCCGGCCCGGCAAGUCCGUCUCUGGUCUGGGAACGUCCGAGACAGGGAAGACUGCGAACGGGCGCUUGCUGAGAUCGUCACGAUUUACUCCCGGGAGAGGAGCGAGGAGUCGUCGGCUGCACCUGCAAACUUUGAAGGCGCCAGUGAGGAGUUCGAUCUGCACUGGGAGACGCACAAUGCCGCCUUUUCCUUCAGCGUCCCGCGGUUCGACGUCCGGUCCAGGCUCUCCGACAUCAAGACCCCUACUCUUGUCCUGGUGGGCCGGCACGACCCAAUCUGCCCGGUCGAGGAGGCCGAGAGCAUCCACAGGGCAAUCCGGAACAGCGAGUUGGUGGUAUUUGAGGCAUCGGGACAUAACCCGCCUGCCGAUGAGCCGGAUGCGUUUCAGAUGGCUGUAAAUGGGUUCUUGGCCCGGUUGGAGGAGGAUAAGGCGUAGGCAUACUCGCAGUUCGGCUUUAACCCGCGGCUUACUUCGCAAUGAGGAUACUAUACAGUACCUGACUUUCUCUCGUUUCCUUUCUGCUGUGAGUAUAUCGCACUCAAACAGAUGACAAUAGUCAUAUGCUC
Messenger RNA from Chaetomium strumarium, 1244 nucleotides. Its product is annotated as Alpha/Beta hydrolase protein. Gene Ontology annotation, biological process: proteolysis. The coding region runs from base 223 to 1113 and encodes 296 amino acids. The record is from RefSeq and is a predicted model, not a curated record. The transcript has 2 exons. Gene Ontology annotation, molecular function: peptidase activity. Lineage: Eukaryota; Fungi; Ascomycota; Sordariomycetes; Sordariales; Chaetomiaceae.